Molecule: messenger RNA, 4723 nt
Organism: Xiphophorus maculatus (southern platyfish)
Lineage: Eukaryota; Metazoa; Chordata; Actinopteri; Cyprinodontiformes; Poeciliidae
Gene: mef2cb
Product: myocyte enhancer factor 2C
Exons: 11
Coding region: 779-2248 (489 amino acids)
Biological process (GO): positive regulation of transcription by RNA polymerase II; heart development; cell differentiation
Molecular function (GO): protein dimerization activity; histone deacetylase binding; DNA-binding transcription factor activity, RNA polymerase II-specific
Source: RefSeq, a predicted model, not a curated record
GAAUGAUUAUUGCUUCUCGCACAGGGUGGGAGAGUAGAAAGGUUUCAGGCAAACAUUCGGUCUGGAUUUGAGGGAAAGACAGAAACAGCGCUCUCAACACCAGUGUCAGGCUCCCAGACAUCCCGCACUCCACUGGCACCUCCCUCCACCUCUAACACCGAGUCCCGCUCCUCUCACCGGCACCUCUUGGAGGGAACAGGCGAAGCGUCCUCACCGCCUCCAGAGAAGAUACUGUCCGAUCACAGAGAGGGUGGGGGGAGACGCACACACAGAGCACAGAGUAAGAGUGAGAGAGAGAGAGAGAGAGAGAGAGCGAACGAGAGAGAGAGAGACAGAGAGAGAGAGAGAGUAGUUUGGUUUGAUAUUAUACAGACUCCUACCACGUACUGUACGUUACUUUUUUUUCUUACCCGGCGCCGUCUUCUGCUAAGUUGCGCUCCUGGAUUUUAAGUGCGUCUCAGCGAACUCCGUCCCCCCCCGUCAGGCAGCGGCUUCACUCUUCCUGUCAAACAGCCGGGCCAAACAACCGGCGGACCCGCUUGUUGUUUCUUUCAUCCCGAAGAAGAUUUCAUACCAAACAAAAGUACAGAUGCUGGAAUCUUUGAGGUGAUUGGAACAAAUAGAAAGAAGAAAAAAGCUAGAUAAGAGAUAGCAGGAGUGCAAGAGUGAAGAGAAAGAAGAGCAAAAAGAAGAAAAGAGGAGAGACAGAGAGUGAGAGAAAGGAAGAAGAAAGCUUUGAGUUAUUCAGAAAGAGAAGAAAAAGAAAGAGACGGGGACGAUGGGGAGGAAAAAGAUUCAGAUCACGCGGAUUAUGGAUGAACGCAACAGACAGGUGACAUUUACAAAGCGAAAGUUUGGCCUGAUGAAGAAGGCAUAUGAGCUGAGCGUGCUGUGUGACUGCGAGAUUGCCCUGAUCAUCUUCAACAGCACUAACAAGCUGUUCCAGUAUGCCAGCACAGACAUGGACAAGGUCCUCCUUAAAUACACUGAGUACAACGAGCCCCACGAGAGCAGAACCAACUCUGAUAUUGUGGAGACGUUGAGAAAGAAGGGCCUAAACGGCUGUGACAGCCCAGACCCAGAUGCAGAUGACUCGGCAUUGAACAAGAAGGAGAACAAGGGCAGUGAGAGCCCGGAGCUCGAGUCUGCUCUCAUCCUCACUCCACGCACUGAGGAGAAAUACAAACAGAUUAAUGAGGAGUUUGAUCACAUGAUAAAAACUCAUAAGAUCCCUGCUGUGCCCCCAUCGAACUACGACAUGCCCGUCUCUAUCCCCACAAGCAACCAGAACAAUUUAAUCUACAGCCAUCCUGGCGGGUCCCUAGGCAACCACAAUCUGUUGCCACUAGCACACCAUGGUCUACAGAGAAACAGCAUGUCUCCAGGCGUGACACAUAGACCCCCCAGUGCAGGUGGCCUCAUGGGUGCUGACCUCACCACUGGCGCAGGCACCAGUGCUGGAAAUGGCUACGGGAACCACCGCAACUCUCCUGGCCUGCUAGUUUCCUCAGGUGGAAUGAACAAGAACAUGCAGGCAAAGUCCCCCCCACCCAUGAACCUGGGCAUGAACAACCGCAAACCCGACCUACGCGUGCUCAUCCCCCCUGGGGCCAAGAACAACAUGCCCUCCAUUAACCAGAGAAUUAACAACUCGCAGUCUGCUCAGUCGCUGGCCACUCCUGUGGUUUCAGUAGCAACUCCCACUUUACCAGGACAAGGCAUGGGCGGCUACCCAUCUGCCAUCUCUACCUCUUAUGGUACCGAGUAUUCCCUGAACAGUGCAGACCUGUCCUCGUUGUCUGGCUUCAACAGUGGCAGCUCCCUGCACCUCGGCUCCAUGAGUGGCUGGCAGCAACAACAUCUUCAGAACAUGCAGCAUUCAGCCCUCAGCCAGCUCGGAAAUUGCUCUAGCUCUCACUUAUGUCAGGGUUCAAAUCUAUCCCUGCCCUCUGCUCAAAGCCUGCACAUCAAGUCCGAACCUGUUUCUCCUCCUAGAGAUCGCACCAGCAGCACACCAGGGGGCUACGGCGGCGGGGUGCCAUCCAGUCAGAACCCCCAGUCCCGCCAGGACUCGGGACGCUCCCCCGUCGAUAGCCUGAGCAGUUGUAGCAGUUCCCACGAGGGCAGUGACCGCGACGAGCACAGGAAUGAGUUCCACUCGCCCCUAGGACUGGCCCGGGCUGCCCUGGAUGAGCGAGAGAGCCCCUCCAUCAAACGGGUGCGGUUGUCAGAGGGAUGGGCGACAUGAUAGCUCUGCCGACACCCCUGGCUGUGCCCCAAGUUGCCCGGAGACCCUGACAAUGCAGCAUUUCGAUGCCCCCGAAGUCAGCUCCCAUUUCCUUGUCACGCACCACCCGACCCCACAGCCUCUCUCCUUUUAUCUCUUUAAAGAUGAAGGAAAGAAAAGGGACAACCCUUUACAAAAAAUGUUUUGUAAUUUCUUUCUCUUUUUAAUUAUUAUUAUUUACUUAUUUUUGUUGAAUGUGUGCGUGCGUGUGUGUGUGCUUUACUUAUUGACAUUAUAUAAACCAGUGAGGGUGUUGUAAUGGGAUUUUGGGGGGGCGGGUGUUGGUUUGGAUGGGGGAUUUAUGCUGGGGAACUAUGCAUAAAAUGUAUUGUGUGUGGAUAAAAAAAUCACAUGCAUAUAUCUCUACACGUAUUUAUGUGUAUCAGCAUAUAAAAAGAAGUAGUCAGGUACUCCGUCUCAUAAAACAACGUACUUACAAUUUGCCUCAGUGAUGUAUCAUUAACUAGAAACAAAAAAUGAAUAAUAAAAAAAAGAUUAACAUGAGAGUGAGUGUGUCCAGAGGGGAGGGAAAAAAACACCUUGCACUUGAGUUGGACAAAAAGUACAUUUGUACAGUAUCAGUUUCAUUGCUUAUACUCCUUCUCCGCAGUCCUCCCUUGCAAAAAUGUGUUAACAUUAGAUGAUGUCAUGUUGCAGGUUCAACGUAUUUAUGUAAAUAGUGGAUUAACAGGUGGGGGGAGGGGUGUUGCAGGCAAGGGGUUAAAAAGUUGCCAGACAUUUCAAGAUUUAUGAACUCAAUAAAUGAAAAAGCUAUUAUGCAACAUUUGGAGGAUUGUACAGGUAAACAUGCAGGAACCCAAUGCUAGGUGUUGAUUUUUUUUUUUUUUUUUUUUUUGGGACUCUGGUUAGAGGACGGAGUGAGGACCACCCUUUGAUCUAAGAGCUGCAUUGGUGUAAUCAUGAAAACUCGGGUUCUAGUAUUAACUUCUCAGUAUUGAUGAACAAAAAAAAAAAAAAAAAAGACGAAAAAAAUGACAAAAAAACAACAAUUGUACGAUACACUUGCUUAUAUUUUCAUAUGAAAGGAAUACAAUGCAAAGCAUUUUGUGGCUUUUUGUAGUUUCUAUAAGCCAGAAUGUGUUUUUGAUAGCUUUGCUAAUGAAAGAGGGAUAGUUCACCCAGAGAAAGAGAGAGGGUUGGGGGGAUGAUUGGGCUUUCACGCCCUAAGCCAUGAAAAACAGAUUGAGAUCCAAUGCUUUGCUGAACUGUUUUAUCUUUGUAGAGGUUUGUUUUUAAACGUGUAUUUCUAAUUAUUAUAUAUAAUAAUGGUAAUAUUAAGAAUCUUUAAAAAAAAUCUGUGAAAUUAACAUGCUUGUGUAUAGCUUUCUAAUAUAUGAAUAUAUAUAAUGAUUUUUUUUUUGUUUCUUAGUGAAGUUUCUAUGUGCAGUUGCACAUGUUGUCUGGUUUUUGUUUCAUUUGAACUCUGAACAGUGCUGUUGAAGGGGUUUGUAUUUAGACUAACUUUAGAAACCAGCUGGAUUUGUGCAACACAGAGGAGAUGGGGCCUGAAUGCUGAAUGGUGAAAAAAAAAAAUCACAAAAACAGUGUGCUUGUGGAAAAUGUCAGAAGACUGAAACUGGAGAUGAAUAGAAAUAAAAGGCUCGAUGUAUUCUGCUCAUCUCACACAAAAAUACAUAUGAUGGGAAACUGGUUGCGUUUGUAUAAAUUUAGAUGAAUCAUAGGGAUUUAAAAAUGAUCUAAUUUAAUCCCAAUAAUCUCAUAAAGCAGUGUUUUGACAUUAUAUUGAAAUCUCAGGUCUUCUCCAAUCGUGUGUUCUAGAUGUUUGACAAAGCUCACCCGAACUGGACUGUUUCCUUUCGAAUCAUAUUUACCUAAUGUAACUUUGCAAAUGCAUCAUGAUGAAUUCCCAUUGAUUAUCAUUAUCAUUUAUCAACCUCAGCUGAUUCUUCUCCUUGCGGUCUCCGCUCAUGUUCCAGUCUUCAAAAUGCAUUUCCACUUGAGGCCAUUGACAGUUCAGCAAAAAGGAAGAAACUGAUCAUGCUGGUAUGGGAAAAGCACAAUUUGUUAAUUUUAGAUAAAUAGUUGUUUUGGAUUUUCUUUUUCUUCUUUUGAUUUUAAACAAUGAAACUAGCCACAUAUCUCUCUCUGCCUCCCACUCCCGUAUCUGCUGUCACUUAAGUGUUAUACUAUUUCUGUGUGCAUAUUUCAUGCAGGUUCACAAUGUUGUUACUGUAUACAGUCUGUGUAGUCAAAUGGGGCAGAGCCUCUGUAACGGUGUUCUUUCUUUUAUUUUUUAAAACUUCAAUACAAAAAAAAACAAACAAAAAAAAUACAGUUGGAAAAAUAAAUAAAUAUGAUGUUUCAGGCAGCAUAAAGUGUGGAGAAACCAAAGCCAGUGGCAUUUCUGUAUUGUAAAAUCAACUUUUAUUUUCACAUCCAUUUUCUUUUUUGCAA